UGCGCAGUUCGAAAUUCCACCUGGUUCCAUGAGUUUGGGAGAGUGUGUGACACUCUGCACGUAGCGCAGCGGAACCCCCCGCCACCAGAUUGCGAGGAGAAGAGCGGUGCAACCUCUCGGAUAAAGCCCAGCUUCACACCAGAGGCAUCGUAAACACAGAAGAGUUCUCCAUCCAUGCUGAGCUCCUCAUUAGCGGCACCAGAGCGACAUCUGGAUCGAUUCACUGAUUCUCUGCGCGGCGACGGCCUGAAAGGAUGGGUUUGUGUUGGUUCCUGUUGAGUUUCCUCUUCCAUUCUCUGUACGCCCGCAAUGACUUCUUCACUUCUAUAGGUCAGAUGACAGACCUGCUGUACACAGAGAAGGACCUGGUGACAUCACUGAAAGAAUACAUCAGACAGGAGGAGAACAGACUAGAGCAGGUCAAAAAAUGGGCAGACAAACUGGACUCACUGACAAACACAGCCACGCAGGACCCUGAGGGAUUCCUGGGGCACCCGGUCAAUGCCUUCAAGCUGGUGAAAAGACUCAACAGUGAGUGGGGUGAUCUGGAGAGCCUGGUGCUGAAAGACACCACCAACGGGUUUAUCUCUAAUCUAACCAUGCAGAGACAGUUUUUCCCAACAGAAGAGGACCAGACAGGAGCAGCCAAAGCUUUGCUUAGAUUACAGGACACAUACCAGCUGUCUGCCAACACCAUCUCUAAUGGAGACUUGCCUGGUGUUGUGCACAAGAGCCGGAUGACAGUGGCCGACUGCUUUGAGCUGGGGAAGAUUGCUUACUCUGAGGCAGAUUACUAUCACACAGAGCUCUGGAUGGCUCAGGCCCUCACACAGCUGGAUGAAGGCGAGGAAUCCACCAUAGAAAAGGUCACAGUCAUGGACUACCUGAAUUAUGCCAUCUACCAGCAGGGGGAACUAGAGCGAGCCCUGGAGCUCACCAAGAGGAUGCUGAAACUGGACCCGAAUCACCAGAGGGCCAAUGGGAACCUAAAGUACUUUGAGUUCCAGCUGGAGAAGCAGAGAAAGGCAGAGGCCGAGAAGAAGGAACAGGACGAUAAAAAAAGAGAAAAGAAAGUGCUGGACAAACGUGACGCUCAGAGGAAACGGUCCAAAGACCCUCUGCCAGAGAGGAAGAAAUAUGAAAUGCUGUGCCGAGGAGAGGGAGUCAAACUGACACCCCGCAGACAGAGCCGACUGUUUUGCCGUUACUUUGACAACAACCGUAACCCGUGGUUGCGUUUGGCUCCGGUAAAGCAGGAAGAUGAAUGGGACCGCCCACGUAUUGUCCGUUAUCAUGACAUCAUCUCUGACAGUGAGAUCAAGACAGUGAAGGAGUUGGCAAAACCCAGACUCCGUAGGGCUACUAUAUCCAAUCCCAUCACGGGCGUGCUUGAGACCGCCCCGUACAGGAUCAGUAAGAGUGCUUGGCUGUAUGAAUAUGAGCAUUCUACAAUUGAAAAGAUUAACCAACGUAUCGAGGAUGUAACAGGCCUGGAAAUGGACACAGCAGAAGAGCUGCAGGUUGCAAAUUAUGGAGUUGGUGGUCAGUACGAGCCUCAUUUUGACUUUGGAAGAAAAGAUGAACCAGAUGCCUUUAAAGAACUGGGAACAGGAAACAGAAUUGCCACUUGGCUCUUUUAUAUGAGUGACGUGUCAGCAGGGGGCGCUACAGUCUUCCCAGAUGUUGGAGCAGCAGUGUGGCCUAAAAAGGGUACUGCAGUAUUCUGGUAUAACCUUUUUGCCAGUGGAGAAGGAGACUACAGCACAAGACAUGCUGCCUGUCCAGUAUUAGUAGGCAAUAAAUGGGUAUCGAACAAAUGGAUACAUGAACGAGGUCAAGAAUUCAGACGGCCCUGUGCAAUGUCCGAGAUGGAAUGAUAACUUCCUUUCUUCUUUUAUUUCCUGUUUAGUGUCAGGUUGUCAGUUUUGGUCAGUAUGGAAUGUGUGUCUGUACAAGGAGUGAAUGACUAUGCAUCUGUCUGUGCAGUUUUUCUAUUGUUGUGCCCUUCUACCCAAAUAUUGAAAUGUUGAGGUUUCUGGGCAGCACAUGCUGUGACUGUAAGCACCGUGAAUAUGCAGAGAUCCAAUCAAACGAUUUAUUUUAGUUAUUUAUUUAGGAUUGAUUUUUAACUCCAUGUUUCUUUUGCACUUUCUUUUCUUGUCUUAAACUCCAACAGACCUCUAUUUAAAAAAAAAGUUACUUGAGUCUUUCAUUUAAACCACUGAACACUCCAUAAUCAUUAAUGUAAUUGUUACAGGGAACAUAGCAAACUGAAAGACCAAACUUUUGAGACCAAAAGAUCUGUUACAAAAAUAUGUUUUACGAAUCCCUGAAACACAUACAGAAGUACCAAAGAGUAUUUUCUUCAAUCCUGAGGCCAAUGCAAACAACUUUAAGUUGUAUUUGUUCUCUCUUUCUCUUUUUUUGUACUUGUGCGUAUGGACGUGUGAUAGUUUUAUACAGAAAUAAAUUCUAUGCUUCGA
Molecule: messenger RNA, 2483 nt
Organism: Sinocyclocheilus anshuiensis
Lineage: Eukaryota; Metazoa; Chordata; Actinopteri; Cypriniformes; Cyprinidae
Product: prolyl 4-hydroxylase subunit alpha-1-like
Exons: 15
Coding region: 255-1877 (540 amino acids)
Biological process (GO): peptidyl-proline hydroxylation to 4-hydroxy-L-proline
Cellular component (GO): endoplasmic reticulum
Molecular function (GO): iron ion binding; L-ascorbic acid binding; procollagen-proline 4-dioxygenase activity
Source: RefSeq, a predicted model, not a curated record